AAGCGCUGCGUAAAAAAUUAAGUAAAAAGUUGAAAAUCAAUAGUUAAACCAACAAAUUUCUUUGUAAAGCGGUUGAGCAAGGUCCAAAGUUUGUGCACGGGCGAACUUUGGCAGACAUAUUUGAUGAGCAACCAGGCAGCAGUAUUAAAUUAAAUUAAAGAAUCACUACCAACUACGAACGAAUAUUAAACUUAACGAACUUAACGAGAAGAACCCAGUAUGGAAAACUUUACGCCAAAAGAGGUGAAGAUCCUCGAGACGGUCGAGGAUAUUCAGGAGCGUCGUGAGCAGGUGCUCUCGCGUUAUAAUGAAUUCAAAAUCGAGACACGACAGAAGCGUGAAAAGCUUGAAGAUUCGCGUCGAUUUCAAUACUUCAAGCGGGAUGCCGAUGAGCUUGAGUCCUGGAUACAUGAGAAACUCCAGGCAGCCAGCGAGGAAAGCUACCGGGAUCCAACCAAUCUGCAGGCAAAGAUUCAAAAGCACCAGGCAUUCGAGGCUGAGGUCUCCGCGCAUAGCAAUGCGAUCGUAUCGCUGGAUAAUACCGGUCAGGAGAUGAUCAAUCAGCAGCACUUUGCAUCGGAGACUAUUCAACGGCGUCUGGAUGAACUGCAUCAACUAUGGGAGCUACUGCUCAGCCGUUUGGCUGAAAAGGGCCUGAAGCUGCAGCAAGCGUUGGUCCUCGUUCAAUUUUUGCGUCAAUGCGAGGAAGUGAUGUUCUGGAUCAAGGACAAAGAGACCUUUGUGACUGCUGAUGAGUUUGGUCAGGAUCUUGAGCAUGUCGAGGUGCUGCAGCGUAAAUUCGAUGAGUUCCAAAAGGACAUGGCCUCGCAGGAAUAUCGUGUUACCGAGGUAAACCAAUUGGCCGAUAAGCUUAUCCAGGAUGGCCACCCAGAGCGGGAUACCAUAACCAAACGCAAGGAGGAACUUAAUGAGGCUUGGCAGCGUCUGAAGCAAUUGGCCAUUGUUCGCCAAGAGAAGCUCUUCGGAGCCCAUGAGAUCCAACGCUUCAAUCGUGAUGCGGACGAGACUGUCGCUUGGAUUGCCGAAAAGGAUGUGGUUUUGUCCUCUGAUGAUUAUGGACGAGAUUUGGCCAGCGUACAGGCUCUGCAGCGCAAGCAUGAGGGAGUUGAACGCGAUUUGGCUGCUCUGGAGGAUAAGGUCUCCACACUGGGCGCCGAGGCACAGCGAUUGUGCUCUAUCCACGCGGAUCAUAGCGAUCAGAUCAGGGAUAAGCAGGCAGAGAUCGCCAACUACUGGCAGAGCUUGACGGCUAAGGCUCGAGAGCGCAAACAAAAACUGGACGAGUCUUACUAUCUACAUCGAUUCCUGGCCGAUUUCCGUGAUCUGGUAUCGUGGAUCAAUAACAUGAAGGCCAUCAUCUCAGCCGACGAGCUAGCUAAGGAUGUAGCUGGAGCUGAGGCUCUGUUGGAGCGUCAUCAAGAGCAUAAAGGCGAAAUCGAUGCACGUGAGGAUAGCUUCAAAUUGACCACCGAGUCGGGCAGGAAACUCUUGGAGCGUGAGCACUAUGCUGCAGCUGAGAUUCAAGAGAAGUUGGCUGCACUGGAGAACGAUAAGAGCUCGCUGCUGUCUUUGUGGGAGGAUCGUCGAAUUCUGUAUGAGCAAUGCAUGGACUUGCAACUGUUCUACCGAGACACUGAACAGGCCGAUACCUGGAUGGCCAAGCAAGAGGCAUUCCUGGCCAACGAGGAUUUGGGAGACUCCCUCGACUCUGUGGAAGCUUUGAUUAAGAAGCACGAAGAUUUCGAGAAGAGUCUCGCUGCCCAGGAGGAGAAGAUCAAGGCACUGGACAUCUUUGCCACCAAACUCAUCGAUGGUCAGCAUUAUGCCGCCGAUGAUGUGGCUCAGCGUCGACAGAUGCUCCUCGCUCGCCGCGCUGCACUGCAGGAGAAGUCUGCAAAGCGUCGCCAGCUGCUUGAGGACUCGAAUCGCUAUCAGCAAUUCGAACGGGAUUGCGAUGAGACCAAGGGUUGGAUCAGUGAAAAACUGAAGUUUGCCACGGAUGAUUCUUACCUGGAUCCAACAAAUCUGAAUGGUAAAAUGCAGAAGCACCAGAACUUUGAGCAUGAGCUGAAUGCGAAUAAGUCACGCAUCGAGGACAUCACCAAUGUGGGCAGCGAGCUGAUCGAGAAGAAGCAUUAUGCAGCGGAUCAGAUCAAUACGCGUAUGCAAGAGAUUGUUGUGCUGUGGGAGACAUUGGUGCAGGCAUCCGAUAAGAAGGGCACCAAGCUGAAUGAAGCCUGCCAGCAGCAGCAGUUCAAUCGUACCAUUGAGGACAUUGAGCUGUGGCUCAGCGAGAUUGAGGGUCAGCUGCUCUCCGAGGAUCAUGGCAAGGAUUUGACCUCCGUGCAGAAUCUGCAGAAGAAGCACGCUUUGCUCGAGGCUGAUGUUAUGGCUCAUCAGGAUCGUAUCGAGAACAUCAAUGUGGCAGCUAAUAAAUUCAUUGAAUCUGGACACUUUGAUUCCGAUAACAUUCGCAACAAGGAGGGAAAUCUUUCGGCACGCUAUGCUGCUCUGGCUGCUCCAAUGGCUGAACGCAAGCAACAUCUGUUGGAUUCACUGCAGGUGCAGCAGCUGUUCCGCGACUUGGAGGAUGAAGCUGCCUGGAUCCGUGAGAAGGAACCAAUUGCAGCAUCGACCAAUCGCGGUCGCGAUUUGAUUGGCGUGCAAAAUUUGAUCAAGAAACAUCAAGCUGUUCUGGCCGAGAUUAACAACCAUGAGGCGCGACUCCUCAACGUCAUUAGCUCUGGCGAAAAUAUGCUUAAGGAUCAGCCAUUUGCCAGCGAGGACAUUCGUCAGCGUCUCGAAGCGCUGCAGGAGCAGUGGAACACCCUCAAGGAAAAGUCGAAUCAACGCAAGCAGGAUCUGGAUGAUUCGUUGCAGGCACAUCAAUACUUUGCUGAUGCCAACGAGGCGGAGUCCUGGAUGCGUGAAAAGGAACCCAUUGCCACGGGCAACGACUAUGGUAAAGAUGAGGAUUCAUCAGAGGCACUUCUCAAGAAGCACGAGGCACUUGUCUCCGAUCUGGAAGCCUUUGGCAACACGAUUCAGGCGCUGCAGGAGCAGGCCAAGAACUGCCGGCAACAGGAGACGCCCGUCGUGGACAUUACUGGCAAGGAGUGUGUCGUUGCUCUCUACGAUUACUCGGAGAAGUCGCCACGUGAGGUGUCCAUGAAGAAGGGUGAUGUUCUGACCCUCCUGAACUCCAACAAUAAGGAUUGGUGGAAGGUUGAGGUCAAUGAUCGUCAGGGCUUCGUGCCCGCUGCCUACAUCAAGAAAAUCGAGGCUGGACUCAGUGCAUCGCAGCAAAAUCUGGUGGACAACCAUUCGAUUGCCAAGCGCCAGAACCAGAUCAACUCCCAGUAUGAUAAUCUUCUAGCCCUCGCACGUGAGCGUCAGAAUAAGCUCAAUGAGACGGUGAAGGCUUAUGUGCUGGUCCGUGAAGCCGCAGAUUUGGCUCAAUGGAUCCGCGACAAGGAAAAUCAUGCCCAGAUUGCUGAUGUGGUGGGCGAGGAUCUGGAGGAAGUGGAAGUGUUGCAGAAGAAAUUCGAUGACUUCAAUGAUGAUCUAAAGGCCAACGAAGUGCGUUUGGCUAACAUGAAUGAGAUUGCAGUUCAGCUGACAUCGUUGGGACAAACGGAAGCAGCUCUGAAGAUCCAGACUCAGAUGCAGGAUCUUAACGAGAAGUGGAACAAUCUGCAAACGUUGACAGCCGAGAAGGCUAGCCAGUUGGGCUCCGCCCAUGAGGUGCAGCGAUUCCAUCGCGACAUUGAUGAGACCAAGGAUUGGAUUGCCGAGAAGGCGAAUGCCCUGAACAACGAUGAUCUUGGCAAGGAUUUGCGUAGCGUCCAGACGCUUCAGCGCAAACACGAAGGUGUUGAACGUGACCUGGCUGCCCUACGUGACAAGAUUCGCCAAUUGGAUGAGACCGCAAACCGCUUGAUGCAGUCGCAUCCAGAUACCGCUGAGCAGACUUAUGCCAAGCAGAAGGAGAUCAACGAGAUGUGGGAUCAGAUCAUCACCAAGUCGACAGCCCGCAAAGAGAAGCUUCUCGACUCGUACGAUCUGCAGCGAUUCCUCAGCGACUAUCGCGAUCUGCUCGCCUGGAUCAACUCCAUGAUGAGUCUGGUUACCUCCGAUGAGCUGGCCAAUGAUGUAACGGGAGCCGAAGCUCUUAUCGAACGUCAUCAGGCACAUCGUGCUGAAAUUGAGUUCACGCUGGGCAGCAGCUCCGCCCCAGCGACAGGUGCAUCAAUAUCCGGCGACGAGGAACAUCGCACGGAGAUUGAUGCCCGUGCUGGAACUUUCGGAGCCUUCGAGCAGUUUGGCAACGAGCUGUUGCAGGCUAAUCAUUAUGCUUCGCCUGAUAUUAAGGAGAAGAUUGAGGAUUUGGCUAAGGCACGCGAAGAUUUGGAGAAGGCCUGGACCGAGCGCCGUUUGCAACUGGAGCAAAACCUCGAUUUGCAGCUCUACAUGCGCGACUGUGAAUUGGCUGAGUCCUGGAUGUCUGCUCGCGAGGCAUUCCUCAAUGCAGAUGACGAUGCCAACGCUGGUGGUAAUGUGGAGGCGUUGAUCAAGAAGCACGAGGACUUCGAUAAGGCAAUCAAUGGACAUGAGCAGAAGAUCGCUGCAUUGCAAACUGUUGCCGAUCAACUGAUUGCCCAGAAUCAUUAUGCCUCCAAUUUGGUAGAUGAUAAGCGCAAGCAGGUGCUCGAGCGCUGGCGUCAUCUGAAGGAGGGUCUCAUCGAGAAGCGUUCCCGCUUGGGCGAUGAGCAAACGUUGCAGCAAUUCUCACGCGAUGCCGAUGAGAUCGAGAACUGGAUUGCAGAGAAACUGCAGCUGGCAACUGAGGAAAGCUACAAGGAUCCAGCAAACAUUCAGUCGAAGCAUCAGAAGCAUCAAGCCUUCGAAGCGGAGCUGGCUGCCAAUGCAGAUCGUAUUCAGAGCGUGCUGGCAAUGGGCGGCAAUUUGAUUGACAAGAAGCAGUGCAGCGGAUCGGAGGAUGCGGUGCAGAAGCGUUUGACUCAAAUAGCUGAUCAGUGGGAAUAUUUGACCCAUAAGACGACUGAGAAGUCGCUGAAGCUAAAGGAGGCCAACAAGCAGAGGACGUAUAUCGCUGCUGUCAAGGAUUUGGAUUUCUGGUUGGGCGAGGUCGAGAGUUUGUUGACCACUGAGGAUUCUGGUAAGGAUUUGGCAUCCGUACAAAACCUAAUGAAGAAACAUCAGUUGGUCGAAGCGGAUAUCGUUGCGCACGAAGACCGCAUCAAGGACAUGAACAACCAGGCCGAUUCCUUGGUCGAGAGCGGUCAAUUCGAUACUGCUGGCAUCCAGGAGAAGCGUCAAAGCAUUAACGAACGCUACGAACGCAUCUGUAAUCUUGCUGCCCAUCGUCAAGCGCGUCUCAAUGAGGCACUGACUCUGCAUCAAUUCUUCCGCGACAUUGCCGACGAGGAGAGCUGGAUCAAGGAGAAGAAGCUGCUCGUCGGCUCCGAUGAUUAUGGACGCGAUUUAACUGGCGUGCAGAAUCUAAAGAAGAAGCACAAGCGUCUCGAAGCUGAGUUGGCCUCCCAUGAGCCGGCUAUUCAAGCUGUUCAAGAGGCCGGCGAGAAGCUCAUGGAUGUGUCCAAUUUGGGUGUUCCCGAAAUUGAGCAACGUUUGAAGGCCUUGAAUCAGGCUUGGGCAGAACUCAAGAAUUUGGCUGCCACUCGCGGCAAAAAGCUGGACGAGUCGCUCACCUAUCAGCAAUUCCUGGCCCAGGUCGAAGAGGAGGAAGCCUGGAUCACCGAGAAGCAGCAAUUGCUCUCUGUGGAGGAUUAUGGUGAUUCCAUGGCCGCUGUCCAGGGUCUCUUGAAGAAGCAUGACGCUUUCGAGACGGACUUUGCUGCCCACAAGGACCGCUGCUCGCUAAUCUGUGAGCAGGGCAGCGACCUGGUUGAGGCCAAGAAUCAUCAUGGCGAAUCCAUUGGACAACGUUGCCAGCAGCUGCGUAACAAGCUGGAUAACCUAAACGCUCUGGCCGCUCGUCGCAAGGGCGCCUUGUUGGACAACUCGGCGUACUUGCAGUUCAUGUGGAAGGCGGAUGUUGUUGAGAGCUGGAUCGAUGACAAGGAGAACUAUGUGAGAUCCGAUGAGUAUGGACGUGAUUUGUCCACUGUGCAAACGCUAUUGACGAAGCAAGAGACAUUCGAUGCAGGUCUCAAUGCCUUUGAACAGGAGGGCAUUCACAAUAUUAGCGCUCUGAAGGAUCAACUGAUUAAUGCCAAUCAUGCUCAGUCGCCGGCUAUAUUGAAGCGUCAUGGCGAUGUGAUUGCACGUUGGCAGAAGCUGCGCGAUGCAUCGGACACGAGGAAGCAACGUUUGCUGGCCAUGCAGGAGCAAUUCCGCCAAAUCGAGGAACUCUAUUUGACAUUUGCCAAGAAAGCUUCGGCCUUCAAUUCUUGGUUCGAAAAUGCCGAGGAGGAUCUCACAGAUCCUGUUCGCUGCAAUUCGAUCGAAGAAAUACGCGCGCUGCGUGAUGCCCACGCCCAAUUCCAAGCGUCUCUUUCAUCGGCCGAAGCGGACUUUAAGGCAUUGGCAGCACUCGACCAGAAGAUCAAGAGCUUUAAUGUUGGACCGAAUCCGUACACCUGGUUCACCAUGGAAGCUCUUGAGGAGACCUGGCGUAAUCUGCAAAAGAUCAUAGAGGAACGCGAUGGCGAACUUGCCAAGGAGGCCAAGCGACAGGAGGAGAACGACAAGCUGCGCAAGGAAUUCGCCAAGCACGCAAAUCUCUUCCAUCAAUGGCUAACCGAAACAAGAUAUUAUAUGCUGGGUUAUAAUCGUCAAGGAACUUCGAUGAUGGAAGGCUCUGGUUCAUUGGAGCAGCAACUGGAGGCGCUUCGCGUCAAGGCCACGGAGGUGCGUGCCCGUCGUGUGGAUCUAAAGAAGAUCGAGGAACUGGGCGCCCUAUUGGAGGAGCAUUUGAUUUUGGAUAACCGCUAUACGGAACACUCGACUGUAGGUUUGGCACAGCAAUGGGAUCAAUUGGAUCAACUAUCGAUGCGUAUGCAACAUAAUUUGGAGCAACAGAUACAGGCACGCAAUCAUUCGGGCGUCUCAGAGGAUUCGCUCAAGGAAUUCUCCAUGAUGUUCAAGCACUUCGACAAGGAUAAGAGCGGCAAAUUGAAUCAUCAGGAAUUCAAGUCAUGCCUUCGCGCCCUUGGCUACGAUCUGCCCAUGGUGGAGGAGGGUCAACCAGAUCCCGAGUUCGAGGCCAUUCUCGAUGUUGUCGAUCCCAAUCGCGAUGGCUACGUUUCCUUGCAGGAGUACAUUGCCUUCAUGAUUUCCAAGGAAACAGAGAAUGUGCAAUCCUACGAAGAAAUCGAGAAUGCUUUCCGCGCCAUCACCGCCGCCGAUCGUCCCUAUGUCACCAAGGAGGAGCUCUAUUGCAAUCUUACCAAGGACAUGGCCGACUAUUGUGUUCAGCGUAUGAAACCCUUCACCGAACCGCGUUCUGGCCAGCCCAUCAAGGAUGCUUUAGAUUACAUAGAUUUUACGCGAACGCUAUUCCAGAAUUAAAUUUCGAUGCGCCUGAGAAAAUGUCUUACAAUAUAUUUCUAAACAAAAAUAUACACAUAUAUAUUUACACGA
This is a messenger RNA of Drosophila mojavensis, 7647 nucleotides long. It is a transcript of the gene alpha-Spec, whose product is annotated as spectrin alpha chain. Gene Ontology annotation, molecular function: actin filament binding; calcium ion binding. Bases 220 to 7575 code for a protein of 2451 amino acids. Gene Ontology annotation, cellular component: cell junction; cortical actin cytoskeleton; plasma membrane. The record is from RefSeq and is a predicted model, not a curated record. Gene Ontology annotation, biological process: actin cytoskeleton organization. NCBI's taxonomy places the organism in Eukaryota, Metazoa, Arthropoda, Insecta, Diptera, Drosophilidae. The transcript is spliced from 8 exons.